Messenger RNA from Micromonas pusilla CCMP1545, 1993 nucleotides. RefSeq lists its product as uncharacterized. The coding region runs from base 1 to 1599 and encodes 532 amino acids. Lineage: Eukaryota; Viridiplantae; Chlorophyta; Mamiellophyceae; Mamiellales; Mamiellaceae. The record is from RefSeq and is a predicted model, not a curated record. Gene Ontology annotation, molecular function: mRNA binding; protein binding. The transcript has a single exon.
AUGAAACUUAGCGCCGGCAGCCCAUCCGCCGAAAACCACGCUCAUCCGCGAGCGUCCCUUGUGCCCUCAACCGGAAUCUACGAGGAACCUGUCUGGGGCGGUUUCCCCGACACGAACUUCUCCUUCGAGGUGCUGAAGGGCGGAACGGUUAUACAGGUCAUAGAAUGCAAGGACAGGACCCAUCUGCGACUUGGCCGAGCCCUUGACAACGAUGUCGUCCUCGAACACCCAUCGUCGUCGCGCUUGCACGCAGUGUUGCAGUUUCGCGAGGGCACGUCAGAGUGUUUCGUAUUCGACGCUGGGUCGACGCACGGCACCUUCGUGAACAAGCGCAGGCUGAAACCUUGCAUGCACGCGCCAGUGUUCGCCGGUGACCAGAUCACAUUCGGCAAGUCCAGUCGCGUAUUUGUAGUUUCUGGCACAACUGGCCUCAUGCCAGAGGAGGAUCCGUCGCAGAUAGAGCGGAUACGACUGAAAACUCGAGAACAGCUGUCAAAGUCUAAGUCUGAACACGAAUUGCAGUCGACUACCUUCAAGUCAGAGAGUAGCGCCAAAGGUUCCGAGUUGGGCAUCACGAAGGACGAUUUUGAGCGAGACUUGGAUGCAUUCGACUGGAGAGAAUACGGAGGCUCGUUUACGGAAAAACAGAAAACGGAACGAGAAAGGAUCAGGAAAAGCGAACUCAAGGUAAAAAAUUUGCGUUCCGAGUUAGACUGCAUACGUGCAAAGGAGAGAGGGGACAACCCCCUGACGGUAGGGCAACGAACGCAAAUAUUCCGAAAUGAGGAGGCACUGCAUUUGCUUGAGGAGAAUAUUGACGAACGAGAUGAGGUGCUUAAUGAAUCUAUCCGAGAGUCGAUAAGAGCGCAACACGCAUGUGCGCAAAAAAAAAGAUCGAGAAGGGUGGAAAAAGAUAAAGGACUCAAAGGGGAUUAUCUUUCGGACAACGACGACGAAUUCUACGAUAGAACCACGAUGGCAACAGCGCAGAGAUUGAAGAAGCAACGCCGAGAGUCCGAUCAAAGGGAUGGCAUAAAUAUAGACAAUAUCUCAUCUGUGGGUAUUGGGACAGCGGAGUCUGUAUCAACUUUACGGGAGAAGCUCCAAGGAUUGGAAACCACGAUGCAAGAGCUUGAUGCAAAGGUGGAAUCUGUGCAGGAACAUUUAUUCUCUGUUGAAACGGCUGACAUUUUCACGAGAGAUCUAAAUAAUGCAGCUACGGACGAUCUUGAGAAGUUCAUGGAACAAAGUCCUGCAAAAAACGAGAACAGAACUCUGCUUGGGCUUGUGAGGCAAGUGGCAAGUGUAAAUACAGAGUUUGAGCGCUUGACUCGAUUGCUACAACUAGCAGAUCCUCAUGGAGAAUAUAAUCCGGGUUCCGUGCGUGCACGCACUAUUGAAAAGCUUUCAUGCACAAAUAAAAUAUGGUCGGCAGCGAAGAUCGAUGCACCCCAACGCCCAACUCAUGCAAGAAUCGCGAAUACUACAGCUGCAGCGAACACGGAGAAGGACCGGAAGCAGUUGAGUCUGUGGGAAGAACAGGGCAAUCUCCAGGCAAAGAGACGUUUCUUGGGCAAGUCUACUGUCGAGGAUACGUGAAGGACUCUCUCUGUUCGAUAAUAGUAAAUUCGUAACGAAGAAGUCAAAAGGCAUCAACGUCUGCCUUGAGCUUCAAAGACCCGGAGGAAAACAUGAAGGGACAACUGUGACAGUUUUUAGACCAACAGGACUCCCUGGAAUGACACCGAAGCAAAUGUAUCGGGUGAGCUGUUUUAUUUGACGGCUAGGAACAUUUUCACUGGGUCGAAUGUGUUUGAUUAUCGCAAAAACGGGGAUGGGUGAACGAACAAUUCAAGUAAGCAAUUGUCGUGUUGGUCGGGACGGCCGUGCAAGAGCCAAAACUUACUAAAGAUACUAAUUUAUUUAUUAGAGCUGUCUAGAUUAUAUAAUAGCUACACUAGGCGAUGGAAACUAACGCUGAGUAGAUUCCACC